UGACGCUUCAAAGUGGCACUGGUUCACGUCCCUUUGCCUCAGUGCUGUGUUGCUGUAGCUGCGUGUGUGCCGCUGUCCGCUCCGGGGAUUGCUCCCAUCACUCUGGAUGUUAUUAUGGGAUGUGGACCGUGAGCGACGAGAGAGGAUUCCUGACACGGAAUGAGUCGCAGUGAUUGACGCGGCCACACCAUGGAGAUCCAGAAGAGGUUUUCUUCGUGCUGGCAGAGUUUUCUGGCAUGUUUUAACAAACCCAACCAGCCCGGAGACGAGCCCAGGCGCGGGGACAAAACGGACAUAGUUAUCGUUAAUCCCGUUCCGGAUGAUAAAACCACAAAUGCGGACUUCAUUUCAAAGAGAGCUUUACCGGCAGUUCCUCCCCCGGAGAAAGCAGCAGCGGGGCUUUAUAUCGCCCAGUAUGACUACUCGGCCCGCACCGAGCAGGACCUGAGCUUUAACGCCGGGGACACUUUAGAGGCUCUGGAUAAAAGUCCCGGGGAGUGGUGGUUUGCGAGAGCCCUCACCGGCGUCUCGGCCACCAAACAGGGAUACAUCCCGGCCAAUUAUGUGGCACCUGUGCAGAGUAUUGACGCAGAGCCAUGGUAUUUCCCCGACACCAAGCGGCUGGACGCAGAGAAGCUGCUGUUGGCCGGAGGGAACCAGCAAGGCGCCUUCCUCAUCCGAAACUGUGAAAGUCAGACAGGGGAGCGCUCGCUCUCAGUGCUGGACAGUGGGAAGGUGAAGCAUUACAAGCUGAAAAAACUGGAGAAUGGUCACUACUAUGUGUCGAGAAUCAGAUCCUUUGCAACGCUGGAGGAGUUGGUGGAACAUUACUCCAAAAUGGCCGAUGGCCUCUGUGUGCGUCUGGGGGAACCAUGCAAAAAGAUGGAGGCUCCACAGACUCACGGCCUGUCCUACAACACUGUGGACCAAUGGGAGAUAGACCGCAACUCCAUCAAAUUACUGAGGAAACUCGGAGCCGGUCAGUUUGGGGAAGUGUUCGAGGGCUUGUGGAACGAAACCACAGCAGUCGCAGUGAAGACCCUCAAACCUGGUACCAUGGACACUGAGGACUUCCUGAGGGAGGCUCAGAUCAUGAAGAGGCUGCGGCACGCCAAGCUGAUCCAGCUGUACGCCGUGUGCACCAUGGAGGAGCCCAUCUAUAUCAUCACAGAGCUGAUGAAGAAUGGCAGCCUUCUGGAGUACCUACAAAAGGAUAAGGGCGCCACGUUGCGGAUCUCUGACCAGAUCGAGAUGGCGGCCCAGGUGGCGUCGGGCAUGGCUUUCCUGGAGCUGCAGAACUACAUCCACAGAGACCUGGCCGCCAGGAACGUCCUGGUGGGAGAGAACAACAUCUGCAAGGUGGCGGACUUCGGCCUCGCCAGGGUCUUCAUGAAAGAGAAUGAAAAUGUGUAUGAAGCCAAAGAGGGAACAAAAUUCCCUGUGAAGUGGACCGCUCUAGAGGCCAUCCACGAAAACAAGUUCAGCAUCAAAUCGGACGUUUGGUCUUUUGGAAUUUUGCUGUAUGAGAUCAUGACGUUUGGACAGAUGCCUUACCCAGCCAUGACGAACUACCAGGUGGUGCAGAAGCUUCCCCAGGGCUACAGGAUGCCGUGCCCCGCCAACUGCCCCAAAGUCAUGCACGACAUCAUGAUGGACUGCUGGAAGGAGAACGAGCAGGACCGGCCCACGUUCGAAACCCUGCAGUGGAAGCUGGAGGACUACUUUGACCUGGAUGUCACCUCCUAUGAUGAUGCCGGCCGCUACUAGCACAGCGAUCAGGCUGCCACACGUGCAAAGAAAUAAGAUGCAAAAAACAAACCUAUUCUUUCUGCACAGAUGCAAAAUCCAAAUCACCUGAAUCCAAACAAACAUACGUAGAUGAAUGACCAAACGGAUUCAAAUGUAAUUCAAAAUUCCACUCAUUGCGGUCACCCGAAGGAUCUAAAACUGAUGAUGCAUGUGAUGGAAGAUUGGAAUUAAUCUAACAUGCCGUGAGGAGGCUUUUACCACAGCUCCAGGUGGUUGCGACACUCCUGUGUUUGACAGCUGAAUGUACUUUCAGACCGGCUGUAUGUGGAUUGCCUAACUCUUAAAGCACUUUGACUCAAAGAGUCCUCGAAAAGCUGCUAUCUGUCCAUCUCGACAAACUGGUUCUUCUCCUUCGAGAAUGGGUGCAAUGCAUGCUCGCCACUGCCUGUGGAGCUUUUACAAGAAGGUACCUGGCAGGAUUGAUGAGUCAUUUCUUGAGUGAGUCAUAGCGAGACUGAGUGAUGCCAUCUGCUAUCAUCUCCGUGCACAUGUACGAAUAGCUACCAGAAGUGAUUUAAACAUUAUUCAAAAAUACUGUAGGAGACUGUUUUUGGCUCCAGCAGCCAGAGGGGCUAAAUAACAAUAACCCCCCAGCCCUUAUUAACAAACUACAUACAAACUAUUUCACUCUAGAGUUAAAUCCAUGCCCAACAUAAUCAUUACAUAAUGAAAAUGGCUUCCCUACUAUCUCUGUGCCACUGGAAUAAAGAUAAAAAAAAAAACUAAUAUUUAUAACGGCAUUCAUAGAUUAUUUUUGAUUUAGAUUUCUUUGGCCCACUUUGCCUUAUUAUCUUGAAGUUGAUCAAUAAUCAGUGGCUUAUUUGGACAUCCAGCAGACACCAAGCAACAGCCACAUUAACGUGUCGUAUUUCCAGCCUCGUGAUGAAUCUAAAUCCUGUAUUCGCUCCCCUUUUUUUAGCUUUUGGUCUCCCGCAACUCGUGACAAAUAUGUCUGCCUCUUUAACUGCUAAAUCCUCCACUGUGUUCACCAGCCGGUAUCCUGAAAAGGGCUGCCUGUUGUAUCUGAAAAAUGGUGCUGAUAAGAGCUAUGAGUGAAUUGCUAAUGCAGUUUGGAUUUGUUUGCCCAAUAAAAUUGAUAGUGUUAUCUUUCACAUCCAUUAACCAUGUGAUAAAGAUUAUUUAAUGUUAUGUUCUCUUCAUUUGGGUGCACAAAUAAAGUAAUUCAAGAGCACAAAUGAUUAUUUUAGGUGCCACAGGAAUUAGUUAUUUCUCCUUCAUACUAGGGCUGCAAGAUAUAAGGAAAAUAUCUAAUUGCAGUUAAUUUGACUGAUAUUGUGAUUGCAAUAUGAUUCAUGAUAUUAGAGCAAAUGAUCAUUUGUAUCAUUAUUUUCAUUAAAUAAAAAAUUCAAACAA
Perca fluviatilis (European perch) is the source of this 3183-nucleotide messenger RNA. RefSeq names its product fyn-related Src family tyrosine kinase (gene frk). Gene Ontology annotation, molecular function: ATP binding; signaling receptor binding; non-membrane spanning protein tyrosine kinase activity. The record is from RefSeq and is a predicted model, not a curated record. Lineage: Eukaryota; Metazoa; Chordata; Actinopteri; Perciformes; Percidae. Gene Ontology annotation, cellular component: extrinsic component of cytoplasmic side of plasma membrane. Gene Ontology annotation, biological process: protein phosphorylation; cell differentiation; innate immune response. The transcript has 8 exons. The coding region runs from base 190 to 1767 and encodes 525 amino acids.